Molecule: messenger RNA, 1215 nt
Organism: Penicillium vulpinum
Lineage: Eukaryota; Fungi; Ascomycota; Eurotiomycetes; Eurotiales; Aspergillaceae
Exons: 3
Coding region: 1-1215 (404 amino acids)
Source: RefSeq, a predicted model, not a curated record
AUGAUUUUAAAAAUUGUGGCGCUGCUCUUAGUGGCAUGCGAGUCAUUGGCUGAUGCCCCUCCGCUGUAUCAAUCGCGACCAUAUGACCUCGGAGCGUUCGACAGAUGGCCUCACCAGCUGUACCACUCAUCCAAUGCCAUUGGACCUAUCCUGAACGUUCACAAGGAAAGUGUGCAGUGUUAUAAUGGAAGCAUUUACACCGUUGUGCCCAACUGGGGAAACCAGGUGAAUAUUCCGGGAGUGAUGCUUCUCGACACAAAAGGGUAUCUUGUCUGGCACACGAGCGGGUAUGUGACAGCAGACAUACAAUCCUUUCGGGGGGAGAACUACAUUGUCUCCCUUUCUGAAGACUCGAGCUAUUAUGCACUGAUAAACUCCCGCUACGAGGAAGCUCACCAAAUCCGUUCAGGCAAUGGGUGGCAGCUUGAUGCGCAUGAGUUAACCCUGAGCCCCUCGGGGACAGCACUUCUGGUUAUCAAUGGUGUCUUCGCAGUGAACCAAACAGCCUUUCAGGCACCGCUAGAAGUCGAACUUAUUCUGGAUGCAGGGUUCCAGACAGGAGAGCGAGCUUCGGACCAUUACAGCUUCGAAGAGUACUAUCACUUCCAACCGGGCGAUGGAAAAACCGAAAAAACCGCGCCAGAUCUCUUCCAUGUCAAUAGCAUCGAUAAAGACGACCUUGGCAAUUAUCCCAUUUCCCGUCGAAUGAUGAGCUCCAUUGUCUAUGUGGACAGUCGGACAGGCGCUGUAAUCUGGAAGCUUGCAGGAAAGGCAAACAUGUUCAAAGACCUAUCCGGUGGGGCCGCGACGGACUUCAAUGGUCAGCACCAUUCCCGAUUCCACGAAAAUGGCCGAAUUGUUUCCAUUUUCGAUAACGGGAACUGCCCCGGCCGUCCUGUGACAAGUCCAACCCGGGGUUUGACGCUGUUUUUGGAUACAGAGAAAAUGACUGUCCAGCUGCAGCAUGAAUAUAUCAGUCCAAACAAUGUUCUCACCGAUAAUAGUGGAUCGAUGCAGAUUUUGGAUAGCGGCAAUGUGGUUCUAGGAUUUGGCCUGAACGCGAACUGGGCCGAAUAUGCCUCGAAUGGAUCCCUGCUCUGCAAUGUUCAUAUGGGCCCCCAGGCUUUCUUCGAUAGCGGGGAAAUUCGCAGCUACCGGAUCUCGAAGAGUGCCUGGAUUGGUCAUCCUCAGGCCACACCUGAGUGCUGUGGAUGA